AUGUCCCAGAGCUCCAAAAGGACAGGGAUCAUCGCCGUAAAGUGUGGGUUGACUGCUCUCUGGAACAAAUGGGGAGCUAGGGUUCCUAUUUCUAUUCUCUGGGUCGAUGACAGCAUCGUCUCUCAGGUCAAGACCACUGAGAAAGAAGGGAUCUUUGCGUUACAGUUUGUAUACAAAGUUAUGAGAUACAAAUAG
Eruca vesicaria subsp. sativa (arugula) is the source of this 195-nucleotide messenger RNA. Lineage: Eukaryota; Viridiplantae; Streptophyta; Magnoliopsida; Brassicales; Brassicaceae. The record is from the annotation of a GenBank genome assembly.